AUGUUCAGUGGACCCUCUCUUAUGACGUCUACAACGGAGAGGCUGCCAAGGCCCACUCCGCAUUGGCCUUUACCCUUAUCGCUUCAUAUCGCUUUCCCGUGUCUCUCUACUCCCUCUCUCUUCCUUUUCACCUUCUCCCAUUGCCUACCCAUUACGAUCACCUCCCUCGUCUAUUCCUUACCUAGACGGAGACACUCAGCAAUAACGAUAGCGACCCAACCCAUCCAAUCGAAACCACGAGCCCCGAACCCUGCAUACCCUCGGCGCAUCUACCCCACGCCCUCAGUUCCUCUCAAAAUCCUCCAGUCAUCGAGCACCACGAUGAAUCCAGACGAUGAUCACGAUCGGUCAUCCUCGACGCCGAAUGGGACAUCCAAGCAGGGAUCUGCCCAGGACAAGGACAAGCCUCGCCUUACCGAUCAAGAAAAAAAGAGCAAUCACAUUGCCUCUGAGCAAAAGCGACGCGCGGCCAUUCGCGAAGGCUUCGAUCGCCUGACAGAACUAGUGCCUGGUCUCGAGGGCCAGGGCCGGAGUGAGAGCAUCGUUCUGCAGAAGACUGUAGACUUCAUUCACGUGAAGCUCCAAGAACGCCACGAUCUUAUCGCAGAGAUCGAGAGCAAAGGCGGCCGUGUGGACGACUCUUUCCGCCCAACGUGA
Penicillium egyptiacum is the source of this 657-nucleotide messenger RNA. Lineage: Eukaryota; Fungi; Ascomycota; Eurotiomycetes; Eurotiales; Aspergillaceae. The record is from the annotation of a GenBank genome assembly.